Molecule: messenger RNA, 1850 nt
Organism: Pelobates fuscus (common spadefoot toad)
Lineage: Eukaryota; Metazoa; Chordata; Amphibia; Anura; Pelobatidae
Exons: 4
Coding region: 41-1501 (486 amino acids)
Source: RefSeq, a predicted model, not a curated record
CCUCACCAUUUUUGGCAGUUUGGAAUCAUUACAGAGAAACAUGAAAUAUUCUGGGAGUCGCAACAUGAUGAUCGUGUUGAUUUGUGUGUUUAUAGCUGUUUCCCCAGCUGGAUGUACUGUUAAUACACCAUCAACAGUAAUCAACUCUUUACAAGAUCUUCUGCAGCUAUUGAAAACUCUUGGUAUGGAAAUCAAUGCUCUAGUAAACAAGCCAUCAAUGCAGCCACCAACCAGUAACACAACCCCAUCUCCUUCCAGCACACGACCCCAAAAGUUAGUAUCAGUCAGCAAGCCCAUUUCAGUAUCCACUAAGGAUGCACCCCCAAUGGGCAACACUAUUAAUCAAAAUACAUUCAUUAGCAAUGACAAGACAAAUAGCAAGCCUUUCUUCAUCAGUGGAACAACCAGACUUACAGCAUCAGAGGGCAAAACAGUAUCCACUUCCAGUACAAGAUUGGCUGGACAGUCACUAACGAGCAGUAAGCCAUUGUCUUCUCAAAGUAUUGGAACCAUUGGUCAGGCACUGUCAACUAGAAACAUCACUAAUUUGUCAGUAUCAAACAGCAAGACCAUGCCUUCUUCUGGCACAGGGACCACUAACAGUAAGACUGUGUCUUCUACUGGUACAGGGAUCACUAACAGUAAGACUGUGUCUUCUACUGGUACAGGGACCACUAACAGUAAGACUGGGUCUUCUACUAGUACAGGGGUCACUAACAGUAAGACUGUGCCUUCUAGUGGCACAGGGACCACUAACAGUAAGACCGUGCCUUCUAGCGGCACAAUGAUCACUAACAGUAAUACAGUGCUGUCUUUUGGGACAAGAGCCACUAGUCAAUCAGGACCAAACAGUAAGAUAGUACCUUCAUCCAGUACAGGAAGCACUAAUCAGUCCAAACCAAGCAGUAAAACAGUGUCCUUUCCUAGCACAGGAACCAUUAGUCAUUCAGUAACAAACAGUAAGACAACGAUUUCUUCAGAUUUGAUAAUCACCAGUCAUGCCAUACCAAACAACAACAUAAUGUCUUCAUCCAGUACAAAGUCCACUAGUAGCUCAGCAUCAAUGAGUAACACAUUACCUCCCUCUGGAACUGCAACCUCUAGCAAUGCAGUAAAGAAUACUACAAAUCCUUCUUCCAGUACUUGGACCACUGAAUAUUUGGUAUCAAGCAGUAAACCAGUGUCAUCUCAAAAUGCUGGAAUCACCUCUCAAUCAUCAUCUUCAAGUGCUGGAGCAGCAUCAUCUGUUAGCAAACCAAUAUCUUCUGUUACUGUGCAACUAUCAACCAGUAAAACUGUGCCAUCAUCCGGGAGCCUUCCAACUAUUGUUCAGUCUUCAACAAAAAGGACUUCUAUAAUGCAGACCAUUGAGACAUCAGUACAGACCAGUAAGCAAGCCAUUAGUCCAACUGGAUCUACUAAAGGACCUUCAAAUUCUUCUUUUCAUCCAACUAUCUCCUUCGCUCUGGUUUUUUUGACACUAGUUUUGGGUGCCGUCUGAACUUUCCCCGACACCACGCAAGCUACCCAGCCUUCGAAUCCCAUAGCUCGUAAAAAUGUGUCAUGUUAGUUCCUUUGUACAGUACACGUUAAUAUGUAAUGCCGUGCAUGAUCUGAAGAAAUUAGUUUUAUAGAUAUUGAUUUGCAGGACAAACUCCAUUCUAUAUGUCACUUCAGUGAAAAAAAAGCAUUCAUUAGCAUCUCACUGUACCUGUGCCAUGAUCAGGGGGAUAGGGGAAAGCAAUGACUUGGUGAGAGCAGAAAUCUAAGAAGUGUUAGAAAUGUGUAUCACAUGUUUAAACUUUUAUAAAAGUUACUUUCAUUUUUUCUAUUUUAUAAUUAAAUAAUUU